Messenger RNA from Elephantulus edwardii (Cape elephant shrew), 3672 nucleotides. RefSeq names its product centrosome and spindle pole associated protein 1 (gene CSPP1). NCBI's taxonomy places the organism in Eukaryota, Metazoa, Chordata, Mammalia, Macroscelidea, Macroscelididae. The record is from RefSeq and is a predicted model, not a curated record. The coding region runs from base 4 to 3672 and encodes 1222 amino acids. The transcript has 30 exons. Gene Ontology annotation, biological process: positive regulation of cytokinesis. Gene Ontology annotation, cellular component: microtubule; centrosome; spindle pole.
AAAAUGGCUGAUAAUUUGGAUGAAUUUAUUGAAGAACGAAAAGCCAAGUUGGCCAAAGACAAAGCAGAUUUGGAAAGUGAUCCACCUUACAUGGAAAUGAAGGGGAAAGCAUCCGAGAAACUUUCUGAAAACAGUAAGAUAUUAAUCUCCAUGGCAAAGGAAAACAUCCCGCCAAACAGCCAGCAUACCAAGGGCUCCUGGGGAAUUGAUUAUGGACUAAGUUUACCACUUGGGGAAGACUAUGAACGGAAGAAACAUAAACUAAAAGAAGAAUUGCGGCAAGAUUACAGACGCUAUCUUACUCAGGGUAUCACACAAGCAAAAAGAAAGAAAAAUUUUCUGUCUACGGGUGAAACAGAUCCAUCUACUCUGGGAGUUUCUCUUCCUAUUGGUGAAAGGUUAUCUGCCAAGGAAAGAUUGAAACUUGAACGUAACAAAGAAUACAAUCAAUUUCUCAGGGGUAAAGAAGAAUCCAGUGAAAAGUUCAGACAGGUAGAAGAGAGAACUGAGCCUAAGGGUGAAAGAAAUAAAAAAUCUACCUAUGAAGUUAAGCCUGAUUUAUCUUCACAAAUAUCAGCAUCUCACAAAAAUCCAGAAGGUCCUAGGAGAGAUAUCUUAAGUCCUUCAGAGGCAUAUGAAGAGCUUCUAAACCAAAGACGACUCGAGGAGGACGCCUAUCGACAACUUGAUGAGGAAAUUGAAUUAAAAAAUAGGAGACUUAUUAAAAAAACUAAUGAAGACGUGGGCGUUUUCAAUAAAAAACAUCCGCGGUUUGUCAACAAGGUUGACUUUCCAGAUAGAAGAUUUCGCAGGUUUAAUGAAGAAAAUAUUUUUGAUAGACAAUAUUAUAGACCAGAGCAUGAUCCUGAAGUAAGUGAAGAAAUGGACGAGAAGUUUAGAUAUGAGAGUGAUUUUGAUAGAAGACCUUUGAGAGUAUAUGCAAAUGACAGGAUAUAUGGAAACAGACGAGGGAAUGUGCCUCCUGUGGAGAAUGAUGGUGAUUCCACAGAACUGUCAAAUGUACGAUUCUUGUCUGCUGGAAAUAACAGCACUCGAGACAAUGUUCCCAAUGAAAGAUCCAGAUCUGCCAGUACUCGCCAUAUCUCUAGUCCUUUUGCAGGGAUGAUCUUUGGAGGUGAAGAUAGAGAACUUAUUCAGCAGAGGAAAGAGAAGUACAGACAAGAACUAUUGCAACAAAUGGCAGAGCAACAGAGGAACAAGAGACGGGAAAAAGAUUUAGACCUCAGUGUUGCAGCUUCUGGUGUACAAGACCCUGAGAAGUCGCCUGAUAGAUUAAAGCAGUUUAGUAUGACUUCAAGAAACCUUGAAGAUAUGAUACCACCUGAAAGAGCCAGAGUAGCUUUCCAGACACCUCUCCCUCCUUUAUCUACCUCAUCUGUCCCACCAGUCCCUUCAGUUCACUCUGCCCCAGCACAAGACGAAGAUUUGCAUAUUGGACUCUACAGCACACUUGGUGAAAUGGUGCCUCCCAGGAUUGCACCUCUGCCUCCACCUCCCUUACUACCACCUUUGACUACAAACUAUCGAACUCCUUAUGAUGAUGCUUAUUAUUUUUAUGGGGCCAGGAAUCCUUUGGAUCCCAGUCUUGCUUAUUAUGGUCCCGGGGUCCUGGGAGUACCGCCUGCAGCUUACGUCAGUGCUCCUGUCACUCAGCAGCCGCCACAACCGGUUGUGAAUAUGGUUGGCCAGAAUGAACUGAAAACUACAAGUGACCGAAUAGUACAUUCGGGAUUACUUUUUGAAGAUAAGCCAAAGCCUUCAAAGCAGUCACUUCAGUCUUACCAAGAAGCUUUGCAACAACAGAUUCGGGAAAGAGAAGAGAGAAGGAAGAAAGAACGUGAAGAAAAAGAAGAAUAUGAAGCUAAAUUAGAUGCUGAAAUGAGAAGUUAUAACCCCUGGGGGAGAGGUGGUGGCGGCGCACCACUCAGGGAUGCCAAAGGAAAUUUGAUAACUGAUUUGAAUAGGAUGCACAGACAAAACAUAGAUGCCUACCAUAACCCAGAUGCAAGACCCCAUGAAGAUAAAAGGGCUGUGGUAUCUCUAGAGCAAAACUUAGCCACUUCAAAUGCUGAGACCCUAGAGGAUUCUGCAAAUAAAAACUCAGGUUAUAUGCAAACACAGAGCUCUCCUUUUGCUCGAGGAAAUAUAUUUGGUGAGCCUCCAACUGAACUUCAGAUUAAACAGCAAGAAUUAUAUAAGAAUUUUCUUCGUUUUCAGAUAGAAGAAAAAAAGCAAAGGGAGGAAGCUGAGCGUUUGAGGCUGAGAAUUGCAGAAGAAAAAGAAGAAAAACGGCUUUCAGAACAGCGGGCACGGAUUCAGCAAGAAUAUGAAGAGGAGCAGGAGAAGAAGAGAGAGAAAGAGGAGGAGCAAAGGCUGAAAAAUGAAGAAUUGAUUCGGUUAGCUGAAGAAAGACGAAAAGAAGCAGAAAGGAAAAAGAAAGAAGAAGAAGAAAAGCACAACCUGCAACUGCAGAACUACUAUGAUCGAGAAAAUACGACCGGAGAAGAAACAAAGCACGUGAGACAGCCUUCUCCUGUAGUUCCUGCUCUUCAGAAUAAAAUGGGUAGCAGACUGCAAAGACCUCCAUCUGUUGACAGCAUCAUAAAUUCCUUUCUUCGUGAAAGUUCCAUGUCCAGGGCCCAGUCUCCUCCAGUACCUGCCAGGAAAAAUCAGCUCCGUGCAGAAGAGGAGAAAAAAAAUGUAAUUAUGGAGUUAUCAGAAAUGAGAAAACAGCUUCGUAGUGAAGAGAGGCGUCUACAAGGGCGAUUGUUAAACCUGGACAGUGAUGAUGACACUCAUAUAAGGAAAAGAGAAAGGAACCCCAUGGAUGUGUUUGACAUGGCCAGACAUCGGCUACAAGCUCCUGUCAGACGGCCCUCCCCAAGGGGCCUGGACCCCACCACUUUUCAGAAUAUUCAUGACUUUAAUGAGCUGAAAGAUAAAGAUUCAGAAACAAGAGUUGAUCUGAAAUAUAUGUACCCAGAUCCCCCAAGAGAUCACUAUACCCUGGAGAUUCAACAGCAAGCUCUCCUAAGAGAACAGCAGAGGAAGUUAAAUAGAAUAAGAAUGCAGGAAGCUGCCAACGUUGACUUGGAUGUCAUUCCAAACAUGAAAACUCGAGACCACAGAAUGCCCAGAAAUGACCCUCCUGAUUUCUUGAAAAAUUCAUUAUUGGAAUCUGACAGUGCUUUUAUUGGAGCUUAUGGAGAAACAUACCCCGCCAUCGAAGAUGACGCCCCACUUCCACCAUCUCGGUUGCCCUCUGCGAGGGAGCGCAGAAGGAACAAAUUGAAAGGACUGGAUGUGGAUACUGCUCGCCCUAAUGUACCACCAGAUGGUCUCUCUUUAAACUCUGUAUCCAGUGUGAACAUUGACGAGCUUAGAGCAAGAAAUGAGGACCGAAUGCGAAGACUGAAUGAACUCCAGAGUAAACCUGUUAAUCCAGAUGACGAGAGCUCAUUGGUUGACCUUGAUGACAUCGUGAAGCCAGGGGGUGAUGAUGGGACAAGUUCUGUAGCCACUGAGCCCUGGCUCCGCCCCGGCACCUCAGAAACACUUAAGCGCUUCAUGGCCGAGCAGCUGGAUGAGGUGCGGCCACGGGCUCCUGGACACACUGUCCCCUGGCAGGGCCUGUCCACCGCACAUGGCUAA